Sceloporus undulatus (fence lizard) is the source of this 475-nucleotide messenger RNA. Its product is annotated as protein mono-ADP-ribosyltransferase PARP10-like. Gene Ontology annotation, molecular function: nucleic acid binding. The transcript has 2 exons. The annotation marks the transcript as partial. The record is from RefSeq and is a predicted model, not a curated record. NCBI's taxonomy places the organism in Eukaryota, Metazoa, Chordata, Lepidosauria, Squamata, Phrynosomatidae.
CUGGCUCUGGCUUUCGCUUUCGCUCCUGGAGCAAAGGGAGGAGGAGGAGGGAUGGCCGAGGGGGCUCCGGCGGGGGAGGGCUGGCUGGGGGUCUCGGGGGUCCCCCCGGAGCUGCCCUCGGAGCUGCUGGUGCUCUACUUCGAGAACCGGCGUCGCUCGGGCGGGGGCCCCGUCGAGAGCUGUCGGAGGAGCGGGAGCCGCGCCAGGCUGGCCUUUCGACGCCCGGAAGAUGCAGAGAGGGUCCUCUCCAGAGCUGAGCAUGUCCUGCAAGGCGCCCGCCUGGAGGUCCAUCCGGCAGCCCCUCGGGAUUAUGGGAAGGUGGUCCUGCAGGGCCUGAGCCCCCACAGCAGCCAGGACCUGGUGGAGCUCUACGUGGAGCACAUGCUGCACUGCGAUCGGGGUGACUACACUCUCUUCCGGAGCCCCGCCGGGGACCAGGCCCUGGUGCAGCUGCAGGGGCCACUCAGCCGCAAAG